UAAAGAACUGCUAAAAUAGUUAACUGUUACCUUCCACUUUGGCGCGCAGUGGAGCGGUGGCGCGCUUUAACUGAAACUUAAUUUUAACAGAUACGUAGUUACUGUGCAGUGAGCACGGGGAUGACCGAUUCUUGAGUAGAAUAGACGUAGCUAAGCUCAGAGUAGUCAAGAUUCAUGCUUCGGGUCAACAUUUGACGACAAAGCUUGGCCAUUUUGAAUUAGUAUUUAAAAAUAGACUGCAAAUUUCAGCAGCAGCACAGAUGAAUCCAAAACGUCCUCUCUCUUUUAUAGACUGCAUUGUCAUUAUAAUAAUCUAAACAUUCCUCCAUAAAACCCUAGCUGCUGGCUUAACUUAAAUUAUUUAUAUAUAGCUUCGAUUAUUUCCUUGUGAAAGGGAUACUUUGUUCUUUAUUACCUGCUAAAUUCCUCUUGUUGUCAUCAAACAAUAAGCAGCAGACAGAAAAAGGAAUCCAGAUGCUAUCACUCUUCUGAUUCUUCUUUUCUUAAUUUAAAGAACUCCGUCUGAUCACUGUUAACCAACAUUCGCAAUGGUGAUUCAAGCAUGUUUCUUGAUUGUAUUGUCGAGCAUUUUCUGCUUGAGCGUGGAAUCCAAGUAUAUGGUUUAUAAUACUACAGCAAGCAUUGUCCCUGGGAAGAUCAAUGUUCACUUGGUGCCUCACACGCAUGAUGAUGUUGGAUGGUUAAAGACUAUGGAUCAGUAUUAUGUUGGAUCUAACAAUUCCAUUCAGGGAGCAUGUGUGCAGAAUAUAUUGGAUUCUUUAGUGCCUGCAUUGCUGGCAGACAAGAAUCGCAAGUUCAUAUAUGUUGAACAGGCAUUUUUCCAGCGUUGGUGGAACGAGCAGAGUGAGGAGGUUCAAAAAAUAGUCAAGAAGCUUGUCAGUUCGGGUCAACUUGAGUUAAUAAAUGGAGGCAUGUGUAUGCAUGAUGAGGCAGCUACACAUUACAUUGACAUGAUUGAUCAAACAACUUUAGGACAUAAGUUUAUAAAACAAGAGUUUAAUUUGACACCGAGAAUUGGCUGGCAGAUUGAUCCAUUUGGACAUUCUGCAGUUCAGGGUUAUCUGUUGGGAGCAGAGGUUGGGUUUGACUCUAUCUUUUUUGCACGAAUCGACUAUCAAGACAGGUCUAAACGGAAGGAUGAGAAGAGUCUUGAGGUUGUCUGGCGUGGCUCUAAAAGUCUAGGUUCAUCUGCACAGAUAUUUGCAGGUGCAUUUCCUAAGAAUUAUGAACCUCCAAGUGACAACUUCUACUUUGAAGUUAAUGAUGAGUCCCCCAUUGUCCAGGAUGACAUCAAUUUGUUCGACUAUAAUGUACCUGAUCGUGUGAAUGACUUUGUAUCGGCUGCAAUGUCUCAAGCUAACAUAACUCGAACAAAUCAUAUUAUGUGGACUAUGGGGACAGAUUUCAAGUACCAGUAUGCUCACUCGUGGUUUAAGCAGAUGGACAAGUUUAUACAUUAUGUGAAUCAAGAUGGGCGUGUGAAUGCCUUCUACUCAACGCCAUCAAUAUAUACCGAUGCAAAAUAUGCAGCAAAUGAAUCCUGGCCUCUCAAAACUGAUGACUAUUUUCCAUAUGCAGAUGAUGUUAAUGCUUACUGGACUGGAUAUUUUACGAGUAGACCUGCCAUCAAAGGCUAUGUUAGAACAAUAAGUGGCUACUAUUUGGCAGCAAGACAACUGGAGUUCCUUAAAGGAAGGAGUAAAGCAGGAUCAAACACAGAUUCUCUUGCUAAUGCGUUAGCAGUUGCUCAACACCAUGAUGCAGUUACUGGCACGGAGAAGCAGCAUGUGGCUGAUGAUUAUGCAAAACGGCUGUCAAUAGGAUACAAGGAGGCUGAGAAGGUUGUUGGAGAAUCAUUGUCCUGCAUAGCAGAGUCAAAACUAGAAACUGAUUGCACAAACACAACAAACAAGUUUCAACAGUGUCCCCUGCUGAAUAUAAGUUACUGUCCGGCAUCAGAAGUUGAUCUGUCAAAUGGGAAAAGUCUGGUGGUGGUUGUCUACAAUUCUCUGGGAUGGAAAAGAGAGAAUGUUAUAAGAGUUCCUGUGAUUAAUGAAAAUGUCAAUGUCAAGGAUUCUGAAGGAAAUGAAAUUGAAUCACAGCUUUUGCCUCUGCUGGAUGCCUCUAUAAGCGUAAGAAACUACCACUCUAUGGCAUAUUUGGGUAGCUCUCCAAAUGUGACCCCCAAGUACUGGCUAGCAUUUUCAGUAUCUGUACCACCUCUUGGUUUCAGCACCUACAUAAUCGCUAGUGCCCCCCCAACUGCCAAAAGGACAGCUGCUUUUUCAGAAGCACAAACAGUACACAAGACAAGAGCGACUCAAUAUGGGACAAUUGAAAUAGGGCCUGGGAACUUAAAACUAAUAUACUCGGGGAAAGAUGGAAAAAUUGCUCAGUAUAUAAAUAGGAGAACCUCGGUCAAAAAAUCAGUGGAGCAAUCAUACAGCUAUUAUGCUGGAGAUGAUGGAAGCAAGGAUCUUCAGGCCUCUGGAGCAUACAUCUUCCGGCCAAAUGGUACAUAUCCCAUCAACUCAAAAGGGCAGGUUGCUUUUACUGUUUUACGAGGACCUUUACUGGAUGAAAUUCAUCACAGGAUCAACUCAUGGAUAUAUCAAAUAACCCGAGUUUACAAGGGAAAAGAACAUGCCGAAGUUGAGUUUACUGUUGGGCCAAUACCAAUUGAUGACGGGAUUGGCAAGGAGGUAGUAACUAAGAUCACAACAACUCUAAAGAACAACAAAACAUUCUAUACAGAUUCAAGCGGGCGCGAUUUCCUAGAAAGGAUUCGAGACUACAGGAAAGACUGGGACCUCCAAGUGAAUCAACCUGUUGCAGGAAAUUAUUAUCCAAUUAACCUUGGAAUUUAUAUGAAAGAUAAUAGUUCAGAGCUCUCCAUCUUAGUUGACCGAUCUGUUGGGGGAUCAAGUAUUGUGGAUGGGCAAUUGGAACUGAUGCUCCACAGAAGAUUAGUUAUAGAUGACUCCAGAGGAGUUGGAGAGGCACUGAAUGAAACAGUUUGUGUUCUUGACAAAUGCACAGGAUUGACUAUUGUAGGGAAGUACUACUUAAGAAUAGAUCCUUUAAGUGAGGGUGCUAAGUGGCGUCGAUCAUAUGGUCAGGAGAUAUAUUCUCCCUUCCUCCUAGCUUUUGCAGAGCAGGAUAGAGAGAGUUGGACAAAGUCUCAUGUAACAACCUUUUCUGCUAUGGGUUCCUCCUAUGUUUUACCAGAUAACGUUGCAAUAUUAACCCUCCAGGAACUGGACAAUGGGAAAACUCUAAUUCGAUUCGCACACUUAUAUGAGAUUGGAGAGGAUGAGGAUAUGUCAAUCAUGGCCAGUGUAGAACUGAAAAAGGUGUUUCCAAGCAAGAAGAUAAACAAAGUAACAGAGACAAGCUUGACUGCUAAUCAAGAAAGGGCAGAAAUGGACAGGAAGAGGCUAGUUUGGAACGCAGAAGGCUUUUCUGGAGACGAAAACAAGGUGGCGCGGGGAGCACCUAUAGAUCCAGUGAAACUAGUUGUUGAACUUGCUCCAAUGGAGAUCCGCACUUUCCUCGUAGACUUUUGAUUAAAAAUGAUCAAUUGAAGGUCGAAAAGCAAUCCAUUUUAGUUCAGAGCAUCGACCAAUUUCCUGUCAGCAUGUCGUAGUGCAACUUUGCAUGUAAACCACUUGGAAGUUGGUUGUGUAGGUGUCUUAUAAAAUUUCAGCUUGCUGUCAUUGCAAUUUUCCUUUUGUUAAUUAGCUAAACGCAUGUCAUUUUAUUGUAGCAUAUGAACACUGUUGGGAGUGAAGUACAGAGGCAGGCAGAAACGACAUGUUUAUUUUUCCCGUAUAAAUAAUGUAUUCAUUGUUGGAAUGAAUCUACUAGCACUUGUGACCUAA
Molecule: messenger RNA, 3902 nt
Organism: Ricinus communis (castor bean)
Lineage: Eukaryota; Viridiplantae; Streptophyta; Magnoliopsida; Malpighiales; Euphorbiaceae
Product: probable alpha-mannosidase At5g13980
Exons: 29
Coding region: 549-3587 (1012 amino acids)
Biological process (GO): mannose metabolic process
Molecular function (GO): carbohydrate binding; alpha-mannosidase activity
Source: RefSeq, a predicted model, not a curated record